Canis lupus familiaris (dog) is the source of this 793-nucleotide messenger RNA. Its product is annotated as 40S ribosomal protein S15a-like. Lineage: Eukaryota; Metazoa; Chordata; Mammalia; Carnivora; Canidae. The transcript has 2 exons. Gene Ontology annotation, biological process: translation. Gene Ontology annotation, molecular function: structural constituent of ribosome. The record is from RefSeq and is a predicted model, not a curated record. Gene Ontology annotation, cellular component: cytosolic small ribosomal subunit; ribosome. Bases 195 to 539 code for a protein of 114 amino acids.
UGGGAAGGGUGGAACCCCUGGCCAUAGCAAGGGGCUGUGGCCUUAACUGUUAGGUCUCAGAGGGACCUCCACAGGAAGAUUUGCUCUUUCGGUCUGCCCAGCCUUCUAGAACAGGAAAGAGAGAAUCAAUCAGAAAGAAAAAUGUCCCUCCCGUCCUCUUUCCGCCAUCUCUCCGUGCUGCCACAACGGUGCGCAUGAACGUCCUGGCAGCUGCUCUCAAAAGCAUUAACAAUGCUGAAAAGAGAGGCAAACGCCAGGUUCUUAUCAGGUCAUGCUCCAAAGUCAUCGUCCGAUUUCUCACUGUGAGGAUGAAACAUGGUUACAUUGGCGACUUUGAAAUCAUCGAUGAUCACAGAGCUGGGAAAAUUGUUGUGAACCUCACAGGCAGGUUAAACAAGUGUGGAGUGAUCAGCCCCAGAUUUGAUGUACAACUGAAAGAUCCAGAAAAAUGGCAGAAUAAUUUGCUCCCAUCCCAUCAGUUUGGUUUCAUUGUACUGACACCCUCAGCUGGCAUCAUGGACCAUAGAGAAGCAAGAUGAAAACACACAGGAGGGAAAAUCCUGGGAUACGUUUUCUAGGGAUGUAAUUCAUAUGUGCAAAUAAAAUGCCUCAAUGGAAAAAAAAUAAGAAAGAAAGAAAAAAAGAAAAAAUGGUCACUCAUGGCCAUACCUGUGCAGGAGAAAAGCAAGAUACAACAUUGUAUGUUUACUAUGAUUGAAAUUUUGGGAAAAAGAUAUACCAAGGGUUAUCUCUGGGUGGUGAAAUAACAGGUAAAUUUACAUCUUUUUCCUUA